UUAAAUGUGUCUUUUAAAUAUGCAACUUUUUAAAUAAUACCUAUCUACAAUAUUAUUUGAAAUUAAAUAGUGGUAAUUUUUCGCACCAAAUCCAUAUUUGUAAAAGUGUUCAAUUUUAAAUAUAAAUGUACCAAUCUAUUGCUCGUAUCUUUUUCCAAUAAAAUACUAAAUAUCUUCCUCAUUUUCGAAUAUUUACUUCUUCUUAAAAUUAUACAAUUUAUCAUAUAAAUUUUUUGUGUUAAGUGGUACCUAUAUAGUGUCCUUGUAAGUUUAAAUCCUUGGAAAAUGUCCCUGGGCGUAACCUCGUAUCGGGGUUGAAGGCUGUGCUAAGUGAAAAUGUUAUUUUUCUUAUACUUUUAAAAAGUAGUAAUUAAAAAAAUAAUAAAUAAUGGCAGAAGAUGAAGUGCUUUUCGACGAUGUGUAUGAACUUUGCGAAAUCAUUGGCAAGGGUCCAUUCAGUCUUGUUAGACGUUGUGUGCACAGACAAACCGCUCAGCAAUUUGCAGUGAAGAUUGUUGAUGUUGCCCGUUUUACAGCAAGCCCCGGAUUGAGCACAGCAGAUUUGAAGCGAGAGGCAACAAUAUGCCACAUGUUGAAGCAUCCACACAUUGUGGAACUCCUAGAAACCUACAGCUCUGAAGGAAUGCUCUAUAUGGUGUUUGAGUAUAUGGAUGGAUCAGAUCUGUGUUUUGAGGUGGUCCGAAGAGCAACUGCUGGAUUUGUCUACAGUGAGGCAGUUGCAUGCCAUUACAUGCGUCAGAUCCUUGAAGCCUUGCGCUACUGUCAUGAAAAUGACAUAGUCCAUCGUGAUGUUAGGCCGCACUGUGUGCUACUCGCUGGAAGAGACAACUGUGCUCCAGUUAAACUUGGUGGGUUCGGCGUCGCUGCCCAACUGCCCACGCCUACUGCCCAUCGAGCUCCGCCAGAACUGGUGAUGGACAAUCGGCCCCUAGUGGGUCCCAUGGGCCAAGCUUAUCUCAAAUCAGACGAGUAUGGUCGCAUUGGUACUCCUCACUAUAUGGCGCCAGAAGUUGUGUCAAGCCAGUUGUAUGGCAAACCUGUGGAUGUAUGGGCCGCUGGUAUACUUCUCCAUGUCUUACUGGUCGGAUAUCUGCCCUUCACUGGAACAAGGGAACGAUUGUUUGAAGCUAUAUGCCGUGGGAGAUUGAGAUUUGAUGCACCCCUUUGGGAGGACAUAAGUGAUGCAGCCAAAGAUCUUGUUCAACGCAUGUUAACUGUUGACCACACUCAGAGGAUCAAUAUACAAGAAGUUCUUAACCAUCGGUGGAUAAGGGACCGCGACAAGCAAAACCGCAUCCACCUUGCAGCCACAGUUGAAGAGCUGAAGAAAUUCAACAGUCGACGACGAUUGAGGGCUGCGACUCUCGCCGCUGCAUCAGUAGAAGAUGAAGAGGAGGAAGAACAGCCGUCGAGAAGACAGGUGCUACUAGAAGAGGCCAAUGCAGCAGCGGUCAAUCUGUUAGUUGAAUCCCUGGAUGAUGUGGCUGUACUGCAGGAUGGCCCUGUGGUCAUGGACCCUGAUCUUUUUCAUAGCGUGCUCGACGAUCUGCAGUUACGCGCUUUGUUAGAGGUCUAUGACCGCAUAGCGUGUACGGUAGUGGUCACGAGCGGUCGUGCGCCCGCAGCCGAAGGCCGAGCACGUGCACGCGCCGCGUUGGACGCCGCUUCCCGCCCACGUGCCGCAACCGCUCCCGCCGGCGCUGCACCCGCUACUGCAGCCGCUAUACACGAGUUGCGACGGGUACUGGCUUCUCCAUAUGUCAAGGCCCUACUACAAGCUCACGAUGUGGUCGCGCGCGAAGUGUACGGUGAGGAGUCACUCCGCGCGUCUCCGCCACCUGUCAAUGGACGCGCACCACAGGCCACAGAAGAUGAGGAGGACACAGAGCCUGAAUUCGAGAACGUGACCAGAGUACGACUCGUUCAAUUUCAAAAGAACACUGAUGAACCGAUGGGUAUAACUCUGAAGUUGGCGGAUGAUGGUCGAUGCAUUGUGGCCCGGAUUAUGCAUGGAGGGAUGAUCCAUCGGCAAGCAACUCUUCACGUCGGAGAUGAGAUCAAGGAGAUCAACGGAACACCUGUCGCUAACCAAUCAGUCGCGCAGCUUCAAAGAAUGCUGCGCGAAGCGAGAGGCUCCGUGACCUUCAAGAUAGUUCCCUCAUACCGAUCCGCGCCUCCACCAUGCGAGCUAUUCCGGAUAAAGCCUUCGCCCGUUCUAAUUUUCGUCAGAGCGCAGUUCGACUAUGAUCCAUUAGAAGAUGAAUUGAUACCUUGCGCUCAAGCGGGGAUAGCUUUCACCACAGGAGAUAUCCUACAAAUUAUUAGCAAGGAUGAUUCACACUGGUGGCAAGCUCGAAAGGAUGCCUCAGGUGGUUCGGCUGGACUCAUACCAAGUCCUGAACUUCAAGAAUGGAGAGCUGCUUGCGCGGCUGCAGAGAAAUCUAAUACUGACCAAGUUGGAGCUGACGGAUGCGUCUCUCACACCGACGGCUGUGAGAAUACAGUGAACUGUUCAAUAUUUGGUCGGAAGAAGAAACAAGCUAAAGAUAAAUACUUAGCAAAACACAACGCUGUCUUCGACCAACUCGAUGUGGUGACAUAUGAAGAAGUCGUUAAAUUACCAACGUUCCAACGCAAAACUAUAGUACUCCUGGGCGCACACGGAGUGGGACGCCGUCACAUAAAGAACACACUUAUUUCUCGUCACCCGGACUUGUACGCCUACCCAAUACCACAUACAACACGCCCCCCGAGAGCCGACGAAGAGAACGGAAGACAUUAUUACUUCGUGUCCCACGACGAAAUGAUGGCGGACAUCGCGGCUAAUGAGUAUUUAGAAUACGGGACACACGAAGACGCAAUGUACGGCACGAAACUGGAAACAAUACGGCGAAUCCACUCGGAGCGACGUAUCGCCAUUUUGGACGUUGAGCCUCAAGCGCUCAAAAUCUUACGCACAGCGGAGUUUGCGCCUUACGUCGUGUUCAUUGCUGCACCGCCUCUCAAUAACGUUGCGGAUUACGACGGCUCGCUAGAAGUACUAGUACGCGAGUCCGAACAGUUACGUCGGACGUACGGUCACUAUUUCGACCUGUCCAUAGUGAAUAAUGACAUUGACGAUACUUUGGCCCAGCUGGAAGCCGCGUUGGGUCGUUUGCGAUCCACUCCCCAAUGGGUCCCCGUCUGCUGGGUGUAUUGACCAACCGACUGCUAUUUGUGAAUGGACGAAUUCCGAUUUUAAGUUCACCGAUAUGUUGACGGCCCAUCACCAAGUGGACCGUCGAAAUGACAGUGAACUUGCGCUUGCGACGUAUAACGGAACGUGUUUGUUACGUUUGUGUUGGAUUGUUUUAUCUUCUGAUAGUUUAGAUUUUUUAAAUUAGCUUUAUAGGUUCUUUGUGAUAAUCAUUUAUUUAUUUGUAUUUUAUUGCGUUUAAAAACGUUCCGUUAUAAUGUGGAUUGAUUAAAUGGUACAGAGACAGUUAAAAAAAAAUGGAUUUUUGAAUAUUUCGAAGUGUUAAAUAUUUUUUUUUUCGUUACUUUCACGUGUAUAACAUAAAUGUCUUGAGCAAAGUUAGAUUGCUUGUAAAGGAGAACAAACCUAAAAAUUUAAUUAAUUACUAGACGACGAGCAUCUCAAGUUCGAAAAUCGAACAAUAAUUUUGUUUGGAAAAUUUAAAUUUCUGAACGUUUCAGAAAAACAAUUGCUCAAAAAAUCAAAUGGCACAGAUAACAGCGAAUUUUUCUGUUGAAUUAUUAAUCUUUUAUGAAUAAAUUCACGAAUUAUUAGACGUAACAUGUAUUUCACAAAAUAUUGUGGUAUUAAAAAGACAUCCUAGAUACUUAAUCCUAUAGUAAUAUUUAUUAUAGAUUACACAUGUACUUAAUAAUACAUAAAAACAAUGCAAGACCGUAUUGUACAUCGUUAGAAAGAGACCCCCAAGCCUUUGUAGAAGGUUAUCUCUGUCACACAUUAAUAUCAUAGAUGUAUAAAAUAGCAUCGUUAAUCCGUAACUUAUAAAAUUUCAAUGUAGUUUUCGACCCGGAAUUGCUGUAGUGGGAACGCGGCACAGGAAGGCCUUUCGAUCGAAUUUACUAGAACCACUGUCGUCGCUUUAAUUCCCAUUACAAUUUCGGCAAAGUCGGUUCUGGUCGUAAGAGCUUUUUUAAAGUAUUUAUUUUCAUUCAUAUUGACGGGCAGAUCUUUGAUCUUUGAUCAAAAAUUACGUUCAUGUGAUAGAGAUAGCGCUACUGCAAUUUGAAUCAGUUUCAAAAAUAUCAACAAUAUUUUUGGAACUACAUAUUUUGAAAACGGGAUCUAUUAAUUGAACAAUAAAAAAUACUGUUUACUAAUAAAGUUUCUGAUAGGCGCUAAGCCAUUUCGCAAAUGAUCCUUGGAACUUCUAAUCGACGUCAGUUUUGCUAUUGACUGCUAAAUAUUAUAUGCAGUCUUCGUAAUAUACUAAUCGCUUAUCACCUUCUCACCAAAAUGUGCCAAAAAUAUCGGCGUAUUCAAGCACGAUUUCAACAUUUCAAUCGAAAAAAAAAUGAAAAUUGACUUUUAGAUCAAUGUACAUAAUUUAGUAGGUUAAUUAGAUAAAAAACAAAAUCUUUAGAGAGUAGCGGAUGUUUACUUCGAAAAUAAUAUAAGUAUAUCCUAUUAUAGAUAAUGUAUUAAAUGAUGUAUUUCAACUGUCAAAUACACUUUAAAGAUAAUCUAAAUCUUUCAAAUAAAUAUCCCACAAUUUCUAGUUAAAUAAAAAAAACAAUUUGAAAAUCGAAUAUGUAGGUUGAUUUUUUAGAUUCUUAAUUUAAAAUGUUUGGCGAGUUGAAAGACAUCAAUUCAAAAUAUCACAAAUUGUAGAAUACACAGGGUUGCAAGAAAAUGAUUAUAAGUAUUUAUUCUUUUUAAUUUCAAUGCAAAGAGGUUUCUUGAAAGUAGCUGUUAUUUAUUUCAAAUCAACUUAACACCUAUUGGGAGUUAGUCUUCUAGACAAAUUGUUUUCUUUCACUCUUGCACUGCAUUCCUGUACAUAUUAUUAACUUGUAGUGAAUUUUACUCUACAACUCUCACUAUUUCACUAUUUUAUAUUUAAGUAUAAUGUAUAGGAAGAGUAUAUAAAAAAAUAACCGUUUUACUGUUGAUAUUUCAACAUUAUCGAGCAGGUGUAUGAAAUAUAAUUUGCUCAAUAAUUCAUAUGAAUUUCGACGAUAAAAUUUUGAUAUAGUUAUGUUCAUGUUAUAUCGUAUACAUUUUGAAUCUAAAACGUAGAUAAGAUUUACAAUAUAUAUAGCUACAUUUCGUAACAAACCUCGGUGAACUUUAUUACAUAUAUAAUCGUAAGUAGUAAUCAUAUUAAAUAAAUACCUUCAUUAAUGGA
This is a messenger RNA of Pieris brassicae (large cabbage white), 5402 nucleotides long. It is a transcript of the gene CASK, whose product is annotated as peripheral plasma membrane protein CASK. Bases 389 to 3220 code for a protein of 943 amino acids. The transcript has 24 exons. Gene Ontology annotation, cellular component: plasma membrane; cell-cell junction. Gene Ontology annotation, biological process: regulation of neurotransmitter secretion; protein phosphorylation. NCBI's taxonomy places the organism in Eukaryota, Metazoa, Arthropoda, Insecta, Lepidoptera, Pieridae. Gene Ontology annotation, molecular function: signaling receptor binding; ATP binding; protein kinase activity. The record is from RefSeq and is a predicted model, not a curated record.